UAGUGGGUGAAUAGGCUACAGUGGCAGUUUAGGUGCUGAGUGGUGGAGAGUGAGGACACCCCACAGUCUUGUCUAUGGUGUUCCACGAGUUACAUUAAGAUUCCUGUUCUCGCUUAUGUUUUCAGAGAGGUCGAUACUGGUGUUUCUAGUGUGUUAAAUUUGAGCGAUAUGGGGGUUAUUAGGUCCUCAUCUGCUGCGGCACUUGUGUUGUUAACUAUGAUGGUUGCAACCCUGGUGUCAUCUGAAACGAUAAAUGGCGACCUCAGCCGUCUUCUAAGAUCAGGGAGGCGCUGUAAGAACCCUGAAGAAUGCUGUAGAUACGAACGACUGACUCCAGAGUUUGAUCAGUGCUGUAUGGACCACGGCUGCUGCCCUAUGACCUGUGAUGACUAUGAAAUCGGAACCUCGGUCAGUUCGGACUGUAGUAAAGCUUGGUCAUGUUGUCGCUUCUGGCCUCAAUCGGAUGAGUUUAAAGCUUGUUGCGGAGAGCAUGGCUGUCGUCCCAAGUGUGAUAAGGUCUCCAAAGGCUGCUGCUACAACGGUAUGAUGUACAUGUUUGGGAGCCUCGUGGAAGACUUCCCUAUGGAGUGUAUCCAGCUAGUGUGCGCUGUCCAGUUAUCUCCCGUAAAGCCCUUCUUCAGUGCCAUCAUCGUCCCUGUUGCCUCGCCACUCUCCCACACGUGUUAUGAACGUGUACCGUGCCAUGGGACCCUCAACUGUGUGGACCAUACGGGUCUGGUUCGGGCCGAGGGAGAUGGCUGGUACACGGACCAGUGUCACUACUGUUCAUGCAGAGAUGGCCACGUGGAAUGUGUUGCUACUCCUUGUCUUCCUCCUCCACACAGUCACUGUACUCCAGUUCCUGGAGACUGCUGCCCAGAGUGGAACUGUUCGGCUGGCUGUGAGGAUGCAGCUGGUGUCUUCCAUGCCAUAGGCGAGAGAUGGCCUACGGACGACCUCUGCAUCACCUCGGUGUGCACCAUGGAAGGCACCGUCCUGGAACAAGCUGUGUGCACACAAGCAGAGCCAGCCCAUGCUGAUUGUUUUCAAUAUAUACCUCUGCACGAGUGCUGCCCCAAGUGGAAUUGCAGUGGUUGCACAGAUUCCAACGGAACGUAUCAUUCCUUGCACGAGGAGUGGAAGACUGACCCUUGUAUCACUCUAAACUGCACUAAGACUGGUAUCAAGACGAAGAGGUUGAGGUGUCCAGAGGUGCCUGCACCUCAUCCCAGCUGUCAGAAGUCUAGUCUUCCAGGAAAGUGCUGUCCAGGGUGGACGUGCAGGGGAUGUUUUGAUACGAACGGAACCUUCUACGAGCUGGGAAGAGAAUGGUCCACGGGUGAUCCUUGUAUAAUUCUUGUGUGCUCGGCCAGAGGAAUAGUGAAGAAGGCUGUGACGUGUGAAGACGUCCCGGCGCCUUAUCCAACAUGCUUUAAAUAUAAACCUUUCGGCGAGUGCUGUUACAAGUGGAAUUGUAGCGGGUGUCUGGAUAACGGAACGUAUCGGUUUGUGACUGAGGUAUGGCAGAGAGACGCCUGCACCACACACGUCUGCACAACCGAUGGUAUCAGAACUACACUGAAAAACUGUUCCCUGGGUCCUGCUCCUCACUCAAGUUGCCAGAAAUAUACUCCUCCUGGAGACUGCUGUCCUCGGUGGAAGUGCAGCGGUUGUGUAGACGAGGCUGGCAGUUACCACCCCAUGAAUGAUGCGUGGAAGACUGACCCCUGUACUACACACACCUGUACUAACAACGGAAUACAGACUACGAAAGAAGACUGUAACCCAGGUCACAAACCUUACCCCAUAUGUCAAGCGUUCAUUCCUAAGGGAGAGUGCUGUUCUAAAUGGAAUUGCAGUGGGUGUAUUGACAAGUCUAGAGUGUAUCAUAAACUGCAAGAACGGUGGAAUACGAGCCGGUGCAUUGCUCAUGAAUGCACAUUACAAGGGAUACGAACGACAGUGGUGAAAUGUACCGACAAGCCCCAUCCUAACUGCAUUGAAGUUCCGCUAAUGACGGAAUGCUGUCCUAAAUGGAAGUGUGGACCCGACUGCCGGCUGGUGAAGUGCGGAGGACCACCGGAUACAGACUGUAAUUCCACUACAGUUCCUCUAGCGUGCUGUCCAACGUGGAAUUGCAGUGGGUGCUACGAUGAAGUAGGCGUGUACCACAGGUUAGGGAGCGUGUGGUCAAACCCCUGCAGGACGUCACUGUGUACGAAGGCUGGCAUAAGGAUUACUCAAGACAUCUGCAGCAAGAUUCCUCGUCCUCACCCGAGCUGUGUGGAAUACACGCCAGUAGGAGACUGCUGUCCAAAAUGGAACUGCAGUGGAUGUGUUGACGAUUACGGGACCCUUCAUCUUCUGGGUCAAAACUGGAAGACUGAUCCCUGUACCACUCAUGCCUGUACUGCUACUGGAAUACAGACUAAGAAAACGGUCUGUAACCUGGGUCCGGCACCUUACGUAAACUGUAACCAACAAAUUGGCGAAGGAGAGUGCUGUCCGAAAUGGAGAUGUCGAAUUUGUGUAGACAAGCAAGGCAAUGACCGUGAAGAGGGAGAGACUUGGAGAGAUUCCCAGGACCCGUGUUUGACCUGUGCCUGCAAGCAAGGCAACUCUACCUGUGCCAUUCUCAAGUGUCCUCCACCCCCACCUUGGCCCUGUAAUACUCCGCCUCUGGCAGGCCAGUGCUGUCCUAUCUACUGCAACAACCCACUUGGUGGGCCGACCGUCUCGCCUGCUGGGUUGGAAGACUGUGUGGACAAGUACAACAAAAGUCACAAGCCUGGGGACAAGUGGCUGGAUCCAUCGAACUCUUGUAUAGAAUACCGGUGUGGCAAACUGGGCUUUAUACAGAGUCAAAGGAACUGUUAAUAUUGGCAUAACUGCACAUUUAUGAAGGCAUUCUUGUUGCUUUUCGAUAAAUUUAAUUUAGGUCAUGAUUUUUCUUGCUGAAAGUCACAUUAAAUGUUUAAAUUUGACUAGCUUCCUGAACAUGGCUCUUGUAUUGCCAUUGUUGUUCUACUAUACUUGUAUCUUAAGUUCUAUAAAUACUUUUGCCA
Procambarus clarkii (red swamp crayfish) is the source of this 3065-nucleotide messenger RNA. RefSeq names its product kielin/chordin-like protein. Gene Ontology annotation, cellular component: extracellular region. Gene Ontology annotation, molecular function: protein binding. The record is from RefSeq and is a predicted model, not a curated record. NCBI's taxonomy places the organism in Eukaryota, Metazoa, Arthropoda, Malacostraca, Decapoda, Cambaridae.